This is a messenger RNA of Aquila chrysaetos chrysaetos, 2209 nucleotides long. It is a transcript of the gene BLK, whose product is annotated as BLK proto-oncogene, Src family tyrosine kinase. The record is from RefSeq and is a predicted model, not a curated record. Gene Ontology annotation, cellular component: extrinsic component of cytoplasmic side of plasma membrane. Gene Ontology annotation, molecular function: non-membrane spanning protein tyrosine kinase activity; ATP binding; signaling receptor binding. The transcript is spliced from 13 exons. NCBI's taxonomy places the organism in Eukaryota, Metazoa, Chordata, Aves, Accipitriformes, Accipitridae. The coding region runs from base 81 to 1661 and encodes 526 amino acids. Gene Ontology annotation, biological process: cell surface receptor protein tyrosine kinase signaling pathway; protein phosphorylation; innate immune response.
CAUUCAAAGCGGUCGGUCUCAUGGACGUGGUGGGAGCCAGAGGUCUCUAACAGAGAAAUUCUGCAAGGGUCCUCAGCCCCAUGGAGCAUCUGUCAUGGGUGGGACCAGUGGUUCGUCCGUCCUCGGAUCGUGUCUCCAGGAGCAGCUGCGUAGGAAGCAGGAUGGGGUUGCUCGGGAGCAAAAAUCAGCUGACAUCCAAUGAGAAACACACUUCUGGAAGCAACCCAAAAACCAAGAGUAAAACUCCUCCCGCCCCACCCAAGGGCAGACAAUUUAUCAACAUCUCUCAUCUAAACCAAGCCUCUGUACAAGAUAACUUGGUUGUGAUUGCACUGUACGAUUUUCCUGCCGCAAGUGACCGCGAUCUGCAGCUGGUCAAGGGGGAGAAACUCCAAGUUCUCUCCAACGAGGGUGACUGGUGGCUGGCAAAAUCCCUCAGCAGCGGGAGGAAAGGCUACAUCCCCAGUAACUUCGUUGCACAAGUAGACAGUUUGGAAGAGGAAAAGUGGUAUUUUAAAACUCUGAGCAGAAAAGAUGCUGAACGGCUGCUGUUGUCUUCUGGUAACAAAGUCGGCUCUUUCCUUGUCCGAGAGAGUGAAACCAGCAAAGGUGCUAUUUCCUUGUCCGUGAGAGACAGCAACUCUGCUCAUGGGGACAUCAUCAAACACUACAGGAUCCGCUCCUUAGACGGCGGGGGGUAUUACAUCUCCCCCAGGAUGACUUUCUCCAGCCUGCCAGAGCUAAUCCAUCAUUACAGCCAGAAAGGGGAUGGCCUGUGCCAGCGACUCACAGCUCCCUGCAUAACCCUGGUUCCCCAGAGACCCUGGGCACAGGACGAAUGGGAGAUCCCACGGGAGUCUCUGAAGCUCGUGAAGAAACUUGGCAGUGGGCAGUUUGGGGAAGUAUGGAUGGGCUACUACAAGAACAACAUCAAGGUGGCUGUGAAGACCAUGAAGGAGGGCAGCAUGGAUCCUGAUGCCUUCUUGGCAGAAGCAAACUUGAUGAAAAGGCUCCAGCAUAACAAACUGGUCCGGCUAUAUGCAGUAGUCACGAAGCAGCCGAUCUAUAUUGUGACAGAGUACAUGGCCAACGGGUGUUUGCUGGAUUACUUGAAGACAGAAGAAGGAAGCCAACUGAAUCUCCCAAAACUCAUUGAUAUGUCAGCUCAGGUGGCAGAGGGAAUGGCGUACAUCGAGCGCAUGAACUCCAUCCACCGUGACUUGAGAGCUGCCAACAUCCUCGUCUCGGAGACGCUCUGCUGCAAAAUUGCUGAUUUUGGCCUGGCCAGGAUCAUCGAGAACGAAUACUUGGCACAAGAAGGUGCCAAAUUCCCGAUCAAAUGGACGGCGCCGGAGGCUAUUAACUUUGGAGUUUUCACCAUCAAAUCUGACGUGUGGUCUUUUGGGAUCCUCCUGACAGAAAUCAUAACCUACGGCAGGAUCCCUUAUCCAGGGAUGACCAACCCCGAGGUGAUUCGCAACCUGGAGCGGGGCUACCGCAUGCCCUGUCCGGACAUGUGCCCUGGCGAGCUCUACAAUAUCAUCCUGAAAUGUUGGCGAAACAAGCCCGAGGAGCGCCCGACCUUCGAGUACCUGCAGUCAGUCCUUGAGGACUUUUACACCGCCACGGAGAAGCAGUACGAGCCGGAGCCUCAGCAGUAAGCCGCCGUCCCACCAGCACCUGGGGAUAGAUCUGGAGGAAAGCCACAACCCGGCGACGGCCUUUCCCUUUCUCCUGUGUGCCACCACGAUGCAUUUGGAGACGGGGAACAAGGAGGGACACGAGGGAGGUGGAUCCUGCCAGCUCUGUGGUUAUUAUGGAGACUAAAGCGGUGGCUGAGAGCUGGCACAGCUCCUUCCUCAUCCGCCUUGGAGGUCUGUACCCACUUCGCAGACAUUGCCUCUGCCAUGAAGGACAGCAGACUCCUUCGUGACCCACCUGGACACGUAAAAGUCCCUCAGCCCUGCAACUGCAGCCCUGGGAAGAAGGGGCCAUGGCCGGGGUGGUGGUACGGGGUGGGGUGCACAAUCUCUCCCCUCCUUCUGGUGCCACUGCCAGCAAUACUACAACCCCUUUCAUGCCACGGGCAGGGGUGGCAACGUGUCCUAUCUGCACCUCCUUGAGCCGCACCAGGUCCCAAGCUCUGGAGCAAUCUCUCCAGGUGGUGCCACCCCUCUGCCCCGAGUCGAUAAUAAAGAACUGGAUACGA